Molecule: messenger RNA, 663 nt
Organism: Hepatospora eriocheir
Lineage: Eukaryota; Fungi; Microsporidia; Hepatosporidae
Source: the annotation of a GenBank genome assembly
AUGAAUUUCGAAGAAGUAAUAGGAGUUAUAAUGAAAGAAUCACAGUGUUCGAGAGAAGUUGCAAUUGAUUGUUAUUUAGAAUCAAAAAACAAUAUAACAAAUGCUGUAGAUUUAGCCAAAGAGCAUGUCAGGAGCAGGUUAACUACAAUUUUGUUAUAUAAAAACGGAUUGGUGGUUAAGAAAGGGGAUUGUGAAAAUUUUUAUGAUUAUGACGAUAAAAAAAAUAAAGAAUUAAGAGAUAUGAUUGAAAGGGGUGAAUUUGAUAAGGAUCUGAUUGACUGUUCAUGUGAUUCUAUUGAUGUUGUCAUAGAAAAUUUCGAAGAUGAAGAAUACUUUCUUUUAAAGAAAAGAAAACUUUGUUCUAUACGAGACAUUUAUAAAAUAAAACACGAAAAAUAUCCUGAGAUACCAGUUGAAUUACCUAAAGAAAUCAUUUUUGAUGAAAAGGGAGACGUAAACUUUGUGGUUGUUUACAAUAGAACAAAAUCGAUUAUUUGUAGAAUAGACUUUAAUUCUAAAAUAGAAAAGGUUCUAAAACAUUUUAAAAGUAUAAUAAACAAACCAGUAAAUUUAUAUAUAAAUAAUAAGAAAUAUAGUGGUAACCAAGAUGUUUCUGAUCUUGAUUGUUCUAUGGUAACAUUAGUGUUGGAUGUGACUGAUUAA